This is a messenger RNA of Pocillopora meandrina, 1175 nucleotides long. The record is from the annotation of a GenBank genome assembly. Lineage: Eukaryota; Metazoa; Cnidaria; Anthozoa; Scleractinia; Pocilloporidae.
AUGUGGUCGUUAAUUAUGGCUCUGGUUUUGCCCCUGAUUUUUGGGCAGGAUUCAUCUGCCUUUAUUUGGGAGAGAACUCAGAACACAAAAAUGAAUCCCUGGACAAGUAAGUGGAAAGAGCAAUUUUUCGUUCAUACAAACUCGCGUACAGUAAACUGUUAAUGGCUGUACAAUCGUAAAUUCCUUUUCCCACCUCAAGUUAACUCUGGGUGAGGUUUUAGCAUUUCAUACCUACAUCAACGGACGGGUAAACAGAGUUUUCUCUUCUCUACAGAAUCAACGCGAGUUCUCCGUCAUUAACUUUAUUUUCAAAUGUUAUUCCAAUGAAAUGAUGUCAGUUACCAAAAUAAUCGAGCACGCUAAAAAACACUUCUUACCGGGUGGCAAUAACAUUGGGAUUAAAAAAACUUUUUCUUUUGGUGAAAUAGUUAAAUUGAAUUCCCUUUGUCAUUACAGGAUACCAGAAAGUUCCACCUGCCCGCGAAACUGCCGACAAGCUGAUGAGGUAUUUCAUGGGCAUUGAUGACACAGUGCUACGACUAGUAAGAAGGCACCGCAGGUCCAUCCCUCAGCUCUAUGCCCAGUUCGACGCAAUAUUCAUCAUUGACUCAUCUGGAUCGAUACGGCGAAGAGAUUACUAUCGCACAAUAAAAGCCCUGCAGCUCCUAACUGGAAAAGCCCAAAAUAGCAGACGGUAUGCGGCAAUAACAUUCUCGAACAAUGCCACAAUCCGUUUUGAUUUUACAGAGAGAAAAGAAGCCGUUAACAAUUUACGGAAGAUACCUUUUGAACGUGGCAGGACAAACACUCAAGACGCGCUUGAAGUGUGCCGAAAGGAGCUAAUUUUAAAUCGCAAAAGUGGCGCAAGACCUGGAGUCAGAAAGCGAGUCCUUAUCAUCACUGAUGGACAAUCAAAUGUUGAAAAACACAAGACUUUGUUUCGUGCGUUCCAGCUCAAGAUGACAGGCACACAAAUCUUUGUCAUUGCCAUUGGAAAGUACCUUAGAGGAAUCUCUGAGAUCGUUGGACUCGCAAGCUCUACUGAUGCGCAUCUCUACCGUGUGGCUGAUGUCAACGGACUCCUCCGUGUGGUCAGAAUGAUUCCGCCGUGGCAUCGCAUGAGAGAAUACAUGAGCCACUCCUGGCUGAACGAAAUGCUACGUAAUAAAGCCUGA